GGAAUAAUUCACUCAGCUUCAGUUGAACAGCUAACAUGAUGGUAAAAGUGCUUUUAUUGGCCGCUUUGGCUACUGUCUUAGUGUCUGCCGAAGUAGACAUGAAAAACUUUGUUCUUUAUGGGCCUUUCGAGGUAAUAGACAUGCCGAAGCUGUGGAACAUGUAUAAGACCGUCUACAACAAGAGCUACUCUGAAGUUGAAGACCAAAAGCGUUUGCAACUUUUCGAAAAAGCCGUAAAAUCCGUUGUAAAGUUUAAUCUGAAAUCUAUUGCUAAUACGGAUUUUGAACUGGAUGGCAUUAAUUCAUUGAGUGAUAGUACUCCUGAAGAAUACCAAAACUUUUUCGAAUAUAAAACACCCGUCACUGCUGAAGAGGUUGAUACUGUGAAUUCACCAGUGUUCAGCUUAUUCUGAUUUAGUUGCAAAUAAAGCAGUAUUUUGAAAUUUU
Messenger RNA from Dendroctonus ponderosae (mountain pine beetle), 447 nucleotides. RefSeq lists its product as uncharacterized. The transcript is spliced from 2 exons. The coding region runs from base 36 to 413 and encodes 125 amino acids. The record is from RefSeq and is a predicted model, not a curated record. Lineage: Eukaryota; Metazoa; Arthropoda; Insecta; Coleoptera; Curculionidae.